AUGUCUUCUUGCAAUUUCAACUGCUCAGCUCCCACCCCCGCCUUAUCUCAAAACAGCGAUAUCACUGGAAUUGGGAACAUUAUCAACAGUAUCGUGACUGCCGGCUUCGUUGUAGUGAUCAUUUCCCUCCAUUACGUCGCCGUCUACGAUCCAACCUGCGACCCGUUUCAAAAGGAUGGCCAAACUCUACCAACUCCGUUUCGACCUAACCCAAUCGACGAAGGUGUCUUAACACAGCUCAAAUUAAUCCUAUGGCACGCACCAUUCGUCAAAAAUGGCGGCAAAAAACUUGCAGACUUCUUACUCAAGUGCAUCCGAGCAUUCAGCGACAUACAAAUCGUGACAGGCUUCUCCAUCCUGAUCAGCGGGUAUAUCCAGCUCAGAUGCGGCCUGUCAACCUAUCAUUGGCUGGUCAUUGUCCACCUGGCCUGGAUUUCCUGCCUGACUCAGUUAUCUUGCUUAACGCUUCUGCGCAACCAUCUUCAUGACCACCCUAUAGAGCGGAUAUUGAGGUUACUGGCAGUGGGUGUAUUGGUGGUACUGUUGAUUGUGGGGCUUAGUUUCACUGGAAACUAUCGCUGGGCCUUUGACGCAGACAAUGGCGAUCAUCCGACCCUUAGUGACCCUGCAGUCUGUUAUAUGCGCGCUCGUCCGGAGAUGAAUUCGGCGUUUUUGUCGAUGCCUUUCUCGAUGAUAUUGAUGAUCUCUGGAUUUGCCUCGAGGGUGAUUAAUCUCUACGAUACACGUUCAGUUGGUAUUAUUGGACGAGCCAGAACCUUCCUUGCAGGACACGUACGAAGGUUGCUACGCAUUGUGUAUAAUUGGAGCCACCCGUCUGGCUCGCCACAGAGUCUGAAAUUGAUGCUUUGCUACCUUCCCCUCUUAUCUGUAUACUUCACGUGUUUGGUGCUCGUGGAUGUGUGGGAUUCCGCCAUUAAAGAGGUCAGAUAUCUCAUAUGGGACGUCGUCUGGUUAAUUGUCGCCUUUGUAUAUGGUAUUAUCCGAUUGAUAGGGACCAUAUAUCGACCGGAAAAGAUGGGCCUCGAGGCUUCGUUGACUGGUUUCAACAAUUGGUCGUUUGGCCAAGUUGCUUCUGCGGUAUUACUGGCCGCACCGCUCAUCACAAUCAUCGAGUAUUUCCAGGAAGGAUCAACUAAAAGGUCUAAUACUUGCGUAGAAGAUGACAUUAGCGCACAAAAUGAGCCCCUCGCAGACGACGAGACUCCUACACAAGACGAGACUCCCGCACAAGAUGAAGAACAACCUCUCUCUGGCGGUCAAACCGUACCCCGGCCCGAACUCCUUUCUAUACCAAACCCAACUACCACGGAUCGCAACGACCCCGACAAUGAUUGGAUGUCGCACCCCAACAUACCCAAUCUGAUCUAUAUACAUCUAGCCAUGUUAAUUUUUCCAGUUAUCUCCUGGGCGGCAGACCGUGAUCCCGGCAAGAUGAACACGUUGUUAUUAGACGGUACUAUCAGCUUCUCGGGUCUUUGGGUGGUUGUACUCAUUCUUUACUCUUUGAUGGCGGAGAGUGCAUUUGCGGAAAGGAAGCCUACACUCAACUUCUUUCUACAACAUGGGAUAAAGUUAUACAGCGUUGCGUUUAUGAACUUUUAUAUCUCCAUUUUGGCAAUGGUUGCUUAUUGUAUCCUGCCGCUCCUCAUUGUCGGUGCUUUGGCAUAUCGAUUUUGGGAUUGA
This is a messenger RNA of Penicillium samsonianum, 1704 nucleotides long. RefSeq lists its product as uncharacterized. The coding region runs from base 1 to 1704 and encodes 567 amino acids. The transcript is spliced from 5 exons. NCBI's taxonomy places the organism in Eukaryota, Fungi, Ascomycota, Eurotiomycetes, Eurotiales, Aspergillaceae. The record is from RefSeq and is a predicted model, not a curated record.